GUACUGUGUCAUGUUUGAAGUGACAAAAAUCCGAAAAGCUUGCGAAAGCAUCAUUGCAGACAAUGUUUCUACCCUACUCGUAAAAGGUGCCCACCUCUGCAUCAGCUGUGAAGAUGCUGCCAUGCGGGGUCACUUAGGUUACAGAUGUAAUGGUCACGGAGUAGAUGGUAAAGCAACCAGGUGGACAUUCGUACCUAACCCGAGAUGUAAUGGUCGCUGGACAAGAGUUGAAACAAGAGACAAGUGCAAGGCCGAAAAACCAGACUUCAUCUUUGUUUAA
Parasteatoda tepidariorum (common house spider) is the source of this 280-nucleotide messenger RNA. NCBI's taxonomy places the organism in Eukaryota, Metazoa, Arthropoda, Arachnida, Araneae, Theridiidae. The record is from RefSeq and is a predicted model, not a curated record.